Owenia fusiformis is the source of this 981-nucleotide messenger RNA. The record is from the annotation of a GenBank genome assembly. NCBI's taxonomy places the organism in Eukaryota, Metazoa, Annelida, Polychaeta, Sabellida, Oweniidae.
GGUACGUACAUGUAAUUGUUAUGAAUGUGAAAGCGUGUCCACUGUCCAAGUGGCUUAUGACUUAUUUGAUAUUUUAAGUGAUUGGAUCUUGAAGAAACUUGAAGAAAAAACUUGCUGUUCAUUACUGGAAUUAAGACAAAGAAAUUAAAAUGAACUGGUUAAUUCAACAUUGGAUACACGCCGUUCUCUUAAUUCAAAUUACAAUGUUUUCUAACGCUGAUGACAAGACGCGUACCUACAUACUAAAAACUGGGAAAAUGAUACUAAACGAUGGAAUAAAUGUGCAAGAAAAUAUUCACAUCGGAGCAGCGAAUACCCUAAUGGAAUGCGUGCGCAUGUGCUCACAACCUGACUGUAAAGCAGUCAACUACAACGAGGCUGAGAGGGCGUGUGAAAUAAAGGAAUUCGAUGAAUAUUACAAAAUGUCCAGAACAGUCGAUGAAGACGAAAACUGGAAACAUGCUGUCAAGAAUGAAUGCCCGGGAGAAUUCAUCAAUGGUUUUUACCCGGGAUCCUGCUACUUUAGGAAUGCUACCAGAAAGAUGAACUGGACGUCAGCAAGAGAGCACUGUCAAGCCAUGGGCUCCGAAUUAGCUGUACUUGACAGUAUGGACGAACUGAAUACUUUGCGCAGACAACACCAUAAUUACACCGGAAGAUAUGUAUACUGGGUCGGGGCAACAGAUGCUGUUGAAGAAGGGUCCUGGAGGUGGAUAGGUAUCAACAUAACUCUAAGCGAUGACUUCCCUGCAUGGACGAAUGGUAGUAGAGAAGCAAGCGAUACCAACAAAACGGAUUGUUUGGUUGUAGGGAUUGAAGCAUAUGAAGUUAGAAUAAAGGCCGCAGAUUGUGCAUAUGAAAAAGAAUUGCUUUGUGAAUUGCCUUUAUACUGAAACUAAUUCAACAAUGCAGAAAGACAUUCUAUGAGAUUGACCCAUAUACUUAAACUAGGUUUUAUCAUACUGAGUUUACACACAUUGC